CGGUGACAUGUAUAACGUUGCAGGUUUGGAGCGAGAAGAAUCUGUCCGCAUAUUCAUUUCUUUGUUCUCGUCUAUAUUUUGCGUUCAUACACUGCCGCACGGACAGUGCGCUUAUUUCAGAUGUUGAACCCUAAUCACUUUCACCGGAUCAUAAGCGGUUCCUGAGAUGUUAUUGUAUGUGUUCCACUGCCACUGGCAAUGGCUGUGAUGUGACAAUGCGCUGUUUGUUUGCACGAGUCAAUCACAAGACUUUGAUUUUCAUCUGCGCUGCGUUUGCUCUCAUCACCAUACUCCUCUGGAACAAGUGCUCUAGCGACAAAGACCUGCCCACUCAGAUCAGACCUCAACUUGAGUCUGUGCCCACCCCAGAGAAGGAAGAGGAGAAUGGACAGGGCCCAGAGGGCCCGCCGGGGUCCAGAGAGGUCACCUAUGAGCAGAUUGACUGCCUUAUCAAUGAGGAUGUCAUCAUAAAAGGGCGGAGAGAAGGGGGCGAGGUGUACCUGCCCUUCAGCUGGGUGGAGAGGUACUUCGACGUGUAUGGGCGGCUGGUGCAGUAUGAGGGGGUGGAACACUUUGAGUUUUCCCACAGUUACUCACGGGUGUACGCACAGAGGGAGCCCUAUCACCCUGAUGGGGUCUUCAUGUCCUUUGAGGGCUAUAAUGUGGAAGUUCGGGAUAGGGUGAAAUGUAUCAGCGGUGUGGAAGGUGUACCAAUCUCCACACAGUGGGGUCCUCAAGGGUAUUUUUACCCCAUUCAAAUCGCUCAAUAUGGACUGAGCCAUUACAGCAAGAACCUAACAGAGAAACCACCUGACCUAAAGGUCUAUGGCAUGUCAGAGGAGCGAGAGGGUGGCUCGAGUCAGUGGGUCAUCCCUAAGGGGUGCUCUCUUUCCAAGCUUCAGGAUCAAAGUCGCUCUGGGUUUGUGCACCACUUUGUCACAGUGGAGAACUCAGAAGGUGUGUCUCUGCUCCUGGAUAACCCAAAAGAUUUCGUCCUGACCUUUGACGUGAAGUUCCUCUCCAACGGCAGUGUCUCUGUUGUUUUGGAGACAACAGAAAAGGGAGCCCCUUAUACCAUCCAUUACAUAACAAGCCCACUCCUCCUCUCGUUCAAAGACAGAGAGGUCUUCUAUGGCAUCGGACCCUGCGCAUCUUGGAUUACAUUGAGUCGGGAUUUAGUGACAGACCUGCGUAAAGGAGUUGGCCUGUCUAACACCAAAGUGGUCAAGGCGACCAAGAUCAUGCCUCGGCGCGUGGUUCACCUGGUUCUUAAAGGUUCUGGCUUCAUCAGCAAUAUCACUGUGUCUUCCACCGCACAUAUGGCCGCCUUCUUUUCUGCAAGUGAUUGGCUUCUUCAUAACCAGGAUGAGCAUGGAGGUUGGCCAAUCAAGGUGAAUCGCAAGCUCGGAGAGGGCUUCAAGAGCUUGGAGCCUGGAUGGUACUCUGCAAUGGCCCAGGGCCAGGCCAUGUCGACUUUAGUGAGGGCGUACCUGGUCACGCACAACCCCGUUUACCUCAGCGCCGCUCUACGUGCAACAUCCCCCUUCAAGAGGUCUUCGGAACAAGGUGGUGUCAAGGCGACAUUCAUGAACAGGUUCGACUGGUAUGAGGAAUACCCCACAAUGCCUAGUUCGUUUGUUCUCAAUGGCUUUAUCUACUCUCUGAUUGGACUGUACGAUGUGGCGGAGACAGCAGGCAACAAGCUUGGACGAGAACCAGGCAUACUCUUCAGUCAAGGACUGGAGUCACUAAAGGCUAUGUUGCCAUUGUUCGACACGGGCUCUGGGACAGUUUAUGACCUCAGGCACUUUACGUUGGGCGUAGCACCAAAUUUAGCACGCUGGGACUACCACACCACUCAUAUUAACCAGUUACAGCUGCUUGCUUCGAUUGACAGUGCCCCCAUUUUCAGGGAGUAUGUAAAACGUUGGAAGACGUACCUGAAAGGAGGCCGUGCCAAGCACAACUAAAUCUAUUAAAAACUGAUUGUCAUAAUUUCCUUAAUCAGAUCUUAUCACAUCUUUGGCUGUUGUUUGAGAAUCAAAUGAACCAGAGCUUUGGACAAACAAUUUUACUAUUCACAGAAAAAGUUGCAUAUUGUAUCCUACUUGGAUCCCUAUAUUGUAUCCCCAUUUAGGUGUCAUUCUGAAGAGUUGUUGUACAGAUUUUGAGAAUGUGAAGUCAUGUAAUAUAAUUUAUUUUCAAAGUGUUAUGGUAUAUUAGAAUAUAAUAUAAUAGAAUGUAAGAAGCAAUGCAUAGUUAUUUACAUACUUGAAAGCAAGCACACCAGUUUUGCCCUGAAAUAAUAUCUGAUUGAAAAUCUUUAAGAGAUGUGUGAAGUAAAAUUAGUAAAUGUUAGAGGCCAAACAAAUAAUUGUGCAUUUAGAUAUCAUGCAUUUAUUAUCAUUAAUGUAUGGCUUUGCGAUAGUUUAACAAAGCAUAACAUCUGUUGUAAUUAUUGCAUAAUAGUAAUUAACUGAGUAUAAUCAGUUAGAAAUUGUUUAGAGUUUAUGUGGUCUUUGGGCUCUUUAGAUUUUAGUUUGUGAAGCUCAAUCCAAUCAGAUGACUCUCAACAAAGUUGCACAGUUGUUGUUGUUUUUUUCAG
Molecule: messenger RNA, 2605 nt
Organism: Xyrauchen texanus (razorback sucker)
Lineage: Eukaryota; Metazoa; Chordata; Actinopteri; Cypriniformes; Catostomidae
Product: D-glucuronyl C5-epimerase B-like
Exons: 4
Coding region: 177-1970 (597 amino acids)
Biological process (GO): heparan sulfate proteoglycan biosynthetic process
Cellular component (GO): Golgi apparatus
Molecular function (GO): heparosan-N-sulfate-glucuronate 5-epimerase activity
Source: RefSeq, a predicted model, not a curated record